This is a messenger RNA of Fusarium coffeatum, 687 nucleotides long. RefSeq lists its product as uncharacterized. The record is from RefSeq and is a predicted model, not a curated record. The transcript has 3 exons. Lineage: Eukaryota; Fungi; Ascomycota; Sordariomycetes; Hypocreales; Nectriaceae. Bases 1 to 687 code for a protein of 228 amino acids.
AUGGAAUCCUCACGCCAGAAUCUGACCCCCGAGCGAGUGCUCGAGUCAGGCCAAGCUAUCGAGCAAUAUUCUCAAUCUCAACUAAAAGGGCUUAUGGAAGUGUUUGCCACCAUCUCACAAUACACUUGUCACAACGAGGAUCUCGUUAUACUAGGGGAAAUGGAAGUUACUAAGCGCUUGGCAAAGGCAAAAAUCAACUCUGGUGGAGUGAGACAAAAUACUGUUAGUCCUCACCUGCCAUCCACCCAAUGCCAGGAUGUUGCAGCAGAGGCAACAGAAACUAUCCAUUCUCUUGCAGGGAGUAAAUGCGCCUCUGGCCAGUACUGCGGUCCUUUCAUUCCUCACCCAAGGCACUACUCCAGGAUACACGCUACGAACGUGAUCCUCGAGAAAGGAAGUCUCUUCAAUCCCACCGGGGUAAUACCAGGAUCUGAGAUGAUCUGGCAAAACGAUGCAUGGAACACUGCAAAAACGAUAUUCCAUUCAACUUUUAAUGGUGAGGUUACAAUGGGAGGUCUCGAACACGUGGCUGACGCUCUUCGGGGCGCACUCUAUGUCACGAAAGUCCUCCGAGCUGAAGAUGGGCCAACGCCUGAGGUUGGUCAAAUCCAAGAGCUUGAAUUGCGGGUUCAGGAGCUUUCGAACUCCACACAUGCGGCUUGGUUGGAAGCACCUGUUCAGAUGUGA